Messenger RNA from Lentinula edodes (shiitake mushroom), 522 nucleotides. RefSeq lists its product as uncharacterized. The record is from RefSeq and is a predicted model, not a curated record. The transcript has a single exon. Bases 1 to 522 code for a protein of 173 amino acids. Lineage: Eukaryota; Fungi; Basidiomycota; Agaricomycetes; Agaricales; Omphalotaceae.
AUGGACGCACCAACUUCGGGAUGGUUCUUUGAAGCUUUCCACUACCUGAAUGUAGCGCUUGGCCCUCAAUAUCUUGAUUUACUGCAAAAAUGGAUGGACUACGAGCGUAAGAACAAUUGGCUCAACCCUCACAAAUUGGCUGGGUUUUCACCUGAGAACCGGCCAUCUGUGCUGUUGGCUUGGAUGAAAAAUCGACCUCGACCUUUGCCAAAAGUCGACAAAAGAGGCUUUUUCACACCGAAGUUUGUGCAGGAGGUAUGGGCUUGGUGGGCUAGUCUACAACCUGAUUGGCGAUCGCUGGAUAAGAAUGGGUUACCCAUGUCCUUUGAAGAGUUUGGGGAUGAUUUGUCGUCGCUCAACAAGCAUGGCAGAAACGCAUGGGUUGGCCUACUUGCUUGUCUCAAAUGGUGGAAAGUUGGUUUGGGAUACCAUGUUGCUGAUGAUAACGAAGCACCCGUUCACGAAUGGCUCACUAUUAUUGCAGACAUGACAAGAAUGCUAGACAAAUUAGUUGCUGAAUAA